CUGCUCAAAGUUCAAGUGUAAACUUGUCAGCACUGACUACUCACUCUCACUCACUCACUCACUCACUGUCCUGGGUCGAGGGAGCACUACAAUCAGUCAGUAUGAAAGACCCUGUGAGUGGAUGCACAUAUGGAAGAGUGUACGAACAUAUCAAGAAGUUUUCCAAAAAUGGCGACAAUUACUGCAAAGAACUCAUAUCCGUCCUUCAGCAAAGGGCUGACCUAGAAAAGAGGUACUCCAAGGGCCUCAUCAGACUGGCCAGCAAGAUCACCAAGGCAUCCGCCAACAUGAUGAAAAACUCCAUUUUUGAUGUGUGGAAUUGUGUGUCUGAAGAGAUGGCAGCCACGGCAGAUUUGCAUAGGAAAUUAGGCAGUGCUAUUGAGCAAGAAGCCAUUAAACCAAUCCGUCAAGUGCUGGAUGAACAUAGUAAAAGGAGAAAACCGUUGGACAUUGCAGUCGACAAGGCAUCGAAGCUUGUGAUAGACAAUUGGAGUCAGCAGAUUAAGUGUAAAAAGAAGCUGAUGACGUCGACCAAGAAUCAUGAAGUCCUCUUUCACUUUGUAGACGGCAACACACAAGUGGCAACUGAAAAGGAGAAACGCAAGCUGCUCAGUAAACUGAAGAAGUCUACUGAGGCUCUGACUAAAAUGGACAAUCAUUACUACAAGCUGAACAGGACUGGUGAGGACACCCGGCUGAAGUGGGAGUUGACUUUAGAGCAGUCUUAUCAGAAAAUAUGUGAACUGGAAAAAGAGAAAAUAAACCUCCUGUGCGACAUCUUAAAUAAGUACAACCAUCACAUCUCCUGCUUUGGAAGAACACUCAUAGAAUGUCAGAGACAAAUCCACGAAGCUGUACAAAAUGUCAACAUUGAGAAAGACAUCUUGAUAUUGGUAGAAGAAAGAUCCAUUUUAUCAGAUGAAAACAAAACAGAAUUUCUGCUUACAGAUUAUUAUGAAGAGGAGACGAGAAACUCAAUGGAUAAAGAACGGAGAAGAACUGGACUAGCAUUGAAAAUACAGAGGCUUCAGGAAGAUAUUACCAGGUCACUAAAGGACAAAGAAGGGCUAGAGAAGAUGGUUAGAACGUACUCGGAAAAUCCUUCAUUUUCAGCGAAGUUAGAAGAAACCGUGAUGCAGCUGAAUGAGAUAACACUGAAGCUGACGCUCCUGGAGUUUAAUUUCUACAAGCUUUCGCUCUGUGUGGCUGAGCUAGAGGGAGCUGGGCAACCUUCCCACCCACUCAAUGGCAGCAUCACCAAGUGCAAAGACAAGGAAUAUUACCACAGUGUGGUACAGAUCUCGCGUCCUGUGAAAAUGAAGAAUGUGCAGCAUCGCAGAAGCCUGACAAACUCCAUCGCCUCAGACACCAGAAGAGAUCAUCAAGGGCAAAGUCCCCAACCUGCAAACCAGCCCAUUCGCAUCAUUCAGCCAACUAACUCCAACCAUUCCUCACUGGGGCAGGAACAGAUGAGGGCAGAUACAGCUUCAAAUAACUCUGAUCAAUUAGAUGAACGAGAUUGUAGUACGCUUGACGGAGUUUGUCCUAUUCAAGAGAUUGGAACAUGUAAAGUUUUAUAUACUUAUCAAGCAGGCAGAGAAGAUGAGCUUAAUAUAAAGAAAGGUGAUAUUCUCAGGAUUCACAGGAAAGAUAUCACUGGGUGGUGGUUUGGAAGCUUCAAAGGAAAGAAGGGAAUGUUCCCAGCCACCUAUGUAGAAGAACUGUCACAAGACACAAAAUAUGGAUCAUCCGAGGCAUGAAACAACCUGAUCGUGUUGUUUUUUUUUAAAUUAAGAAAGCAAGGUAUUUACUGAAACUCUAAAACAUGGAAAAUGUUGGUGAAACCCACUGACCGAUUGUGAACCUCAAUCUUAUAAAGCAAGAAGCAUUCCUUCAGAAAUGAACGUUUCACAAUCUGGCCCUAACAUCUCUGUUAUUCCUAAAUUUAACGCAGAAGGAAGGCUUUGCACAAAAGUUUACAAGUGGUAAUGUUGGGCAAUGCCACAGUAUCAAUACUGCCCUCAGAGAAUAAUCUACACGUUUUUGCUCACUCACGUUUAUGUAAUGUUCAAUUACUGCAUUCCGCAAUUUCUAUGGUUUUCAGAAUUAAAAUCAGAUGCUAGUGUAACAUGAAACAUAACUAGCGAAUAGCUGAAACGUUCUUCUAUGACUACAUUUUAAAAGCAUUUUGGGAGGUUAUGUUCUGAAUUUAAACCAUUUGUGACUCUCUUGUUUAGAGUCAAAUUGAGCAACACUGAACCAAACACAUCCAGCACCAUCAAAAUAAACUAAUCCAUAAAACCCGU
Messenger RNA from Callorhinchus milii (elephant shark), 2306 nucleotides. RefSeq names its product nitric oxide synthase trafficking (gene nostrin). The transcript is spliced from 16 exons. Gene Ontology annotation, biological process: signal transduction. Lineage: Eukaryota; Metazoa; Chordata; Chondrichthyes; Chimaeriformes; Callorhinchidae. Gene Ontology annotation, cellular component: plasma membrane; cytoplasm. The record is from RefSeq and is a predicted model, not a curated record. Gene Ontology annotation, molecular function: protein binding. The coding region runs from base 102 to 1760 and encodes 552 amino acids.